UUGAAGCGGCUGACUGUGGGCGCUUUGAAAAUGAAAACAAACCUUUUUUUAGCUAGCUUCUUUUCUGCGUUGUUCGGCGGCUCAAAUAACUUGAUUUACAGCUCACAGUUUAUGGAGAAGAUAAAGCGACAUGUCGGUGAAUAAAAACACGAAGAGGCGGGAAACUGAGGAGUUUAUCAGAAUAGGGAAGUGCAAGUGUUAGCAUCACUAGCUAGCUAGCUAACUGAUAUUUUCACUGGGAAGUGAUGUGUAGACUUUGAGAGAUGACAUUGCUGGUUUCCUUUAAAUGUGUUAGGAAUAAAUUAAAGUGUUCCUCCGUCACCGUGGAUCUUUUUUAGUUUCCCGAAAACAACAUCAGUUCAUCAUGAACCAGCUCUGUUAGCAGGCAGACAGUCCGAGCAGGGAGACAUGCUUCCAAGGACUUUUAAUGUGUGAAACAGAAGAAGGACGCCAUCAUGGAUGACUCGGACCAGGACUUUGCAGAUCUCUGCUCAAAGCUGCUGAAAAGAGUCCGCAAGAGACCAGGUGAGUCCAGACAGGUGCGGAGACAAGAGCAGCUGCAGCCCUCCAGUCAGGCAGUGAGUAGGGACAAGACCAGGAGGAAUAACAGGAGACACGGAGAAACCGGGUCCAGGAGUGCAGAGACGCAGCCUGUGUCUGAAGGUGCAGGAGAUGCAGGAGGAGAUCAGCCUGUGUCUGAAGGUGCAGGAGAUGCAGGAGGAGAUCAGCCUGUGUCUGAAGGUGCAGGAGAUGCAGGAGGAGAUCAGCCUGUGUCUGAGGGUGCAGGAGGAGAUCAGCCUGUGUCUGAGGGUGCAGGAGGAGAUGAAGGAGGAGAUCAGACUGUGUCUAAAGAUGAAGGAGGAGAUCAGCCUACAUCUGAAGCUGCAGCAGCAGACCGAAGAGACGAGAGAGGAUUGUUGGCUAAAGACAAAGUCCUCCUCAGGAUGCAACAGUUCAAGAGAGCAGAUCCUCCAAGGAUGGUGCAUAAGAGUCAAACAGGGACGCGUGAGAGCGACUGCGAUCCUCCAUCGGCACUAAGAGGAGGCCUCUCCUCUGAGCCCCUGGACAGUGACGAAGCUCUGGCUCUGCGCCUGCAGCAGGAGCUGGACAUGGAGGCAGCAGAGUCUCGGACUGUGGACCUGGAGGAGGGAGGACUCUUCUUCUGUCAGAUCUGCCACAGAGACCUGUCUCACAUGACCCCAGAGGGGCGCAUGCAGCACCUCAACAGGUGUUUGGAUGAGAGUGAACAAGGCGCCCAGGCACUUGCUCCUCCUCCUGGUGUCCCUGAAUGUCCGAUCUGUGGCAAGAAGUUCAAGUCCCAGAAGAGUCGCUCAGCCCACCUGAAGCGCUGCUCUGCAGAUUUAGGCGUCCCUCCAGCUGUGCUGCUGCAGGCUGUGCAGAGACAAGCUGAGGAGAACCAGAACGUCCCGACUGCACACACACUCACACAAACUGGAGGAACCAAAAGAAAAGGUUCGUCCAAGCCGGGUCUCCCAGCGAGGAAGAAGCCCAGGAAGAAGACUGAUCCCCAGGACGAGGACACCAUGGUGGCCUUGGCUCUGUCGUCCUCCCUGCUGGAGCUGGAGAAGGAGCAUCAAGGAGAGAGAGAGUCAGAGAGAGCAGAGGCCGCUCCCGAGCACACCGCUGUGACUUCAGGGCUGAAGUGGAGGUCAGACACAGGUAAGGGGCGUGGAAAGAGGAAAAAGGGCGCAGCCCCUCGCCCUCCUCUGCUCCUCCUCGUUCAGGAUGCUAACACUGCUCUGACAAGGCUGCAGGACCGUGUUUCUGCUCUCCUGCUGCAGGGUCGGUCCCCCUCCCCACCCACCCCGACCCGCUGCCCCAGUAGUCUGCCCGGCUGGACCGGUGCUGCCCCCCUCUGGCAGAAGAGCACGCUGCAGGAUGGAGGCUCCACUUGUCUGUCUGAUUUCUACACGCCAGAGCUCAGAGAGUUCAUCACGCCUACGGAAUCAGCAGCGACUGACUCCGCCUCCUGCAGCACCAUCACUAAGCCCGAGUCCUCGGUGCGAGCUGCGGCUGAAGGAACUCCUCUCACAGGAACCCGGGCCUCUGUCCUGCCGUCCUCCUCCCAGACGGCGUCCGACUCCCCGACUCCCUCCACCCCGUGGACAGGAGCGCUCCCGGUGGGCAGCCAGGCGCUCCGGGACCUGAUGGAGCUGGCUGAGGACGGCAUGACCCUGACCCAGUGUGGCUACACGGCUUCAGGCUCUGACGGUAAAAGUGCCGCUCGGAUCACAAACCUCCGUCUGAGCGGCUUCGUCCUGGACGAGUCGGAGGAGCACGCCGACCUCCUUACAGCGGGAACACACACAGGCCAGCGCUGGAGGAGGAAGAGCGAUGAGCCAGGAUCAAAUAAAGAGCGAUCAGUAAGAACUGUUCAGUUCUCCAGACUGGCGUCAGACCUGAGCAGCAUGGUGAACAACCCUCAGCUCAGCGAUGUGCAGCUGCAGGUGGACAGUGGAGACGUCUUCUUUGCUCAUUCCUUCAUGGUGUACGCUCGCUGCCCCCUGCUGGCACAAAUGGUACAUGAAAGCGGGUUUGGGGUGCAGGAGGAAGGCGUGCCUGCAGCUCAAAGGGUGCUGAUCAGUGACGUCCCGGGACAGGCUGUGUUAGCUUUGCUACGCUACAUCUACUCAGCCCACUGCUGCGUCCCAGGUCCUCUGAGGCCUCAUGUCCGAGAGCUGGCAUCCAGGUUUGACCUUCAGGAGCUGCAGCAGCUUUGUGAGCUCCACAGAGAGGAUGCAGCAGCUGAAGGAGACGAGGAGGAGGACAUCAACAACCGAACAGAGCAGGCUCUGGUGGAGCUGCUCCGCUCCAUGUGGAACGAGGAGGAUGCAGAAGAAGAAGAGGGUGCAGACACGGACAGAGAAGGGGAGGGAAAGGAAGCGUUGGAAGAGGAUCAUCAAAGUGACGACCUUGCUGCAGCUGACGCAGACAUCCAUGAGGAGAAAGUGAACGAGGAGGAGCUAGAGGAGAUCUAUGAGUUUGCCGCCACGCAGAGGAAGAGAGAGGGCGAGCAAGACGGCGUGGAGGAGGAAGAGGAGAGGGCUGAUGAGGAGGAAGAAGAAGGGUUCACAAAACUGACAGAACCAAGAAGAAGUGUGAAAAACCUGAAGCAGAACUCUCAACUUAAACCAGACCUGAGCCUGGACCGCAGCUACAGCCGCCUCUUCUCAGACUCCUGGGGCGUCUACGAGUCCUCCGCUGUGCCCUCCAGUUCUGCCAGGACACACGUCCCUCAAUCCCAACACCACCAGUCCCCUCUUAAACCCACAUCCGACCUGUCUGGCAGAACUCUGCUCCAGUCUUCAGGGAGUGUAGUCGAAGAGAAUUCUCUCAGCCCUACAUUCAGUUCCUCCAACCUGCCUGUCCCGGGUCAGUCCCCUGGUUUACUGUUUGACUUAGGAAGACCGAAUCCAGCAGAAUCUGUUCCCUUGAAGGGAGAAAGCCAUGGUCCUCAAAGUAUCUGUGCCCCUCUUUCCCUUCCUCUUGUGCAUCAGAAGAAGAAGGAGCCUGAGCUCAUAGUUUUGUCCGACUCGAGCGAGGAAAUGGAUGAAGAAGUUUUUUGUCCCCGUAGUCCAUCGCAGCGGUCUCCUGGUGCAGAGUACGACCUGCAGAGCUCCCACGCCCAGUUUAAACCUCAGCAGGUUCUUCAAAAUGAUGAACCCAGCCUGGAGAAGAAAAGCUCCAUGAGUUCAGACUUUAGUCCUGAUCAAGCGCCUGCAGCUCCAGGUCAAAGUUAUUCAGCGGACGGUUCUCCUGAAGUCUCGUGGCUGAUCCCGUCCACACCGCUCCAGCGGAGCACCACGAGCAGCUCCACUCAGACCAGAAGCAGCAUGUGCAGGACUCAGCUGUUCCCUAAACAAGACUCUUCAUCAUCAUCAUCACCUGUUUUCUCUUCUCCUGCCUUACUCUUUAAGAAAAGUCCAACCAGAGUGUCUGCCCUUGUUGGCCCAGCAGAGGGCGGCGUUCCCCGAGUAAAACAGGAGGCGGAGUCCUGCAGCUCUGGUUCUGACCUCAAACUGAGUUCAGAAAGAACCAGUGGUUGUGAUCUGAAUACAGGUAGAGAUGUUUUUACAUUCCCCAACAGACACACUAAAACAUCACACCUUUCAGUCUCUACUUCCUCAAAGCAGGACACACCUGUUCACCCUCACCUGCAGCCCUACAGCAGCAGCACUCCUCUGCACACACAGAUCAACCUCCCCCCUGCUUAUCCAGCCGAGUCUCCGCUCCACAGCAGCGAGAACAAACACAGGUCAACAAGUGAAGAAAGGCAGGCGGAGCCAAUAGAGAGCCCCGAGAAGACAGAGCUAGGGAGCUUUCAUCUGUCUGAGCCGUCAGACUCACCUUCCUGUAGAGGUCACCAGAGGUCACACAGCGCCUCAGAGCCUGAGCUGACAAGUCCAGGAAGAAGACAUGAGGAAGAAGAAGUGGAGAGAGAGAGUGAUGAUCGAGAGCAGGAAGAAGCUAAAACGGACGCUAACGAGGCCGAUUUCAUGGUCAUGGACGAGCCUCCCAUCGCUUUCAACGACUCGUGGGGCCUCGACGCCUGCGCAGAGGCAAACCCCCCGGGGUGCUUCAGUCUGAGGCUGGAGGACAGCGGAGGAUCCAGCCUGCAGGACCAGAGCACAGGACCAGGAAAAACACCCGGGUCAUCUUCGUCUACUGACUGUCAGCCUUCACCGGCUGCUCUCGGUGCCCGCUCGCCACAGAGUCGUGGCGCCGUGAGUAACUUUCCUUCAUCCAAAGCUCACAGCGCACAACCAUGUGACCAGCCCACACCAGAGACCAACAGCCUCCUGGACUCUAAGAUAUGGGACAGCUGGCAGGAGGACCAAGAGGAGGCUCUUCCUCUCUCUCAGAGGCUCCUCCCCUCUGCUCAGCUCAAAACACCAGCCGCAACAUCGCACAAUAAAAGGCGCCGCACCAUGGUCCCCAUCACCCCGAUGCCGCACUACUCUGACAUGGACACUCCGGACCUGAAGACCAAACUCAACAGGUUUGGCGUUCGACCUUUACCGAAACGCCAGAUGAUCCUCAAACUGAAGGAGAUCCACCAGUACACCCACCAGCUGGUCCACUCCGACUCUGAUGGCGAGGCCCCCUCUGUGGGCGGGGCGGCUCAGGUGAAGCCCCCGCCCAGCAGCUCGUCCACCGCUGGCAGCAGCAGACCGGCAUCCUGCGCCCAGACGGUGAGGUUUACAGAGCCCAGAGCGCCCGCCGACACCUCCCCUCUGAAACACGGCGGAGGGGAGGCGGAGCUUCUGUCGGCCUCGCAGGGCUCCAACACAUCAUCGACUGCAGAAGAGUCCGAGAGGUCAAACCCAGAGCUGUGCGUCUCCUCAGAGGGCGACUCAGACAGCGACGGCGGCAUCUCUGCCUCCCAGGUGGCGUCCCGCCUUCAGGAUCGCCUCCAGGCGGUGCGCUCCUUCAUCCUGUCUGACUCUGCACUGUACACUCAGAUCCUCCAGUACCAACCCGUGGUCCUGUCUCAGCUCCAGGAGCGGCUCAAGGCAGCUGGGAUCCGCCUGGGUGCCGCUAAGCUGGUGGACUACCUGGACUCUCAGUGCAUCACCUUUACCACCGCCAAGCCUGGCCACUCGGCCCCGAGCCGCAGGAGGGGCAAGAAGACGAAGGCGGGGAGGGGUGGUGGAGCAGGCAGGAAGAAAGUGGUGACAGCCGCACUUUAAAUCUGCAGGAGAACUCCAUGUAGGAGGAAGUGACAUCAUCAUGACUUUAAAGACUUUGGGCGCCAGAAUUAAAAAUGACGUCAACGUGUUUCUUGAACAGUUUGAAUUUUAAGUUAUUUAGUAUUUUUAAAUGAAGACGCUGUGAAAAUAAAAAAUGGUUAAUGUUU
Molecule: messenger RNA, 5878 nt
Organism: Labrus mixtus (cuckoo wrasse)
Lineage: Eukaryota; Metazoa; Chordata; Actinopteri; Labriformes; Labridae
Gene: slx4
Product: SLX4 structure-specific endonuclease subunit homolog (S. cerevisiae)
Exons: 13
Coding region: 456-5711 (1751 amino acids)
Biological process (GO): DNA replication; resolution of meiotic recombination intermediates; interstrand cross-link repair
Cellular component (GO): nucleus; Slx1-Slx4 complex
Molecular function (GO): enzyme binding
Source: RefSeq, a predicted model, not a curated record